GUGCAAGUGAAAGUGUAGGAAAACAUAUGCUUGAAGCCUGCAACAAUAAUCUGGAGAUGGCAGUUACUAUGUUUUUGGAUGGUGGAGGAAUCGCUGAAGAGCCCAGUACCAGUUCAGCAAGUGUCUCUACUGUCAGACCACAUACAGAAGAAGAAGUCCGUGCUCCAAUUCCUCAGAAGCAGGAAAUAUUGGUGGAACCAGAACCAUUGUUUGGUGCUCCUAAAAGACGACGGCCUGCACGUUCGAUAUUUGAUGGUUUCCGAGAUUUUCAAACUGAAACUAUUCGACAAGAACAGGAAUUAAGAAAUGGAGGAGCAAUAGAUAAGAAACUAACUACCCUUGCAGAUCUGUUCCGGCCACCCAUUGACUUGAUGCAUAAAGGCAGCUUUGAAACAGCCAAAGAGUGUGGCCAAAUGCAGAAUAAGUGGCUAAUGAUAAACAUUCAAAAUGUGCAAGACUUUGCAUGCCAGUGCCUCAACCGUGAUGUGUGGAGUAAUGAAGCUGUGAAGAAUAUUAUCCGGGAGCAUUUCAUUUUCUGGCAGGUUUAUCAUGACAGUGAGGAAGGUCAGAGAUACAUACAGUUUUAUAAGCUAGGGGAUUUCCCCUAUGUUUCCAUCUUGGACCCACGGACAGGUCAGAAGCUAGUAGAAUGGCACCAGUUAGAUGUAUCUUCUUUCUUGGACCAAGUGACGGGAUUUCUGGGUGAACAUGGGCAACUGGAUGGACUUUCUAGCAGUCCCCCCAAAAAAUGUGCCCGUUCAGAGAGCCUUAUAGAUGCAAGUGAAGACAGCCAGCUAGAAGCUGCCAUCAGAGCCUCCUUGCAAGAGACACAUUUUGACUCAACACAGACAAAACAGGAUAGCCGCUCAGAUGAAGAAUCUGAAUCUGAACUUUUUUCUGGCAGUGAGGAGUUCAUAUCUGUUUGUGGCUCUGAUGAAGAAGAGGAGGUAGAGAAUCUUGCCAAGUCCAGAAAGUCUCCCCACAAAGAUUUGGGGCAUAGAAAAGAAGAUAACAGAAGGCCACUGACUGAGCCCCCAGUCAGAACCGAGUCUGGAAUAGCCACAAACCACCAAGGAUUGCCAGCCGUGGAUUCAGAGAUCCUGGAAAUGUCUCCUGAAAAGUCAGAUGGGGUAGUGGAGGAGAUAGAUGUAAAUGGACCAAAAGCACAGUUGAUGUUACGGUAUCCAGAUGGAAAAAGGGAACAAAUCACUCUUCCAGAGCAAGCUAAACUACUAGCUUUAGUGAAGCACGUCCAAUCUAAAGGAUAUCCAAAUGAACGUUUUGAACUUCUCACCAACUUUCCUCGAAGAAAACUGUCUCAUCUGGACUAUGACAUUACAUUACAAGAGGCAGGCCUUUGUCCUCAAGAGACUGUCUUUGUACAGGAAAGAAAUUAACACCAUGGCCUGACCUCUCUCAGCUUACCCCUUUUUUCCCUUUUCCUGUGAGAUACCAUGUCACUAAGUAUGCAUUUUGGCUCAUAGGACCAUAGAGCCAAAGUUGGGCAAGCAACUCUCCUGCCUUCUCUUUCUUUUAUUUCUGUUCUCUCCCCUAAUUAGUCUCUUUGUCCCUCCUCCCCCUAUUUCCUCUCUAUUUUUUCCCACUUUCUUACCUAAUCUGGUGACCAAAUGGAAGCGUAAGGGUAAGACCUCUCCCAGUACUGGCAGCAGGAGGUGUGUGUUCCAAUAAGUGGUCUCUUGCACGGCACUUUUUGGGGAUCAGAGGACGUUACUUCUCAGACUCCUUUGGCAAAGGAAUGGCUAGGUUCAGAAUAAGAACAAUCUCCUUUUUUUCCAAGGCCCCAGGGAGAAAAAUUCUGUAACACGAAUUUUUUUUUUUCAUUUUGUUUUUAAUGUAGGAAAUAUCAUGUAACAAAACAUCUAGGCUUUUGUUUACAUGGAAAAACCAUCCUUUAUAACUGUUGCUGAUCAUAUUUAAUUUUUUAAAAAGAUUCCCAUCUUCCCAGCUAUAAGAAUUAUUUUCAUGAUAUAUAUUAUUUACAGAUGAGUGUUAAAUGUAGGUUAUUUACCGUGGGGUGGCUUUCAAUGUCCUAGCCUGUCUUCAUUAUUAUUCAGUUAGCUAUAUUGAUUCUGCUGGUCCUAGAAUGGACAUUCAGUGAGUGUAUUACGGUGACUGGAAUAGGAAAGUGCUUGCUCUUUGUGCCAGUACAGCGUAUUAUUUCCUUUGGCUCCUCCAUUGUUUGAGUCCUCAGUGAUCUAUGGGAAGGCAACAUUUCAAUAAUCAUGCAGUAAUACCUGGCUUGUAUUGUAAUCACUAUGAUUAUUGAUUGUCCUAUGUGCUUUAAGGCAUACUUAUGUAUGUCCCAGGGGGAAAAGAAAAGCAUGCAGCUGAGAGUUGCUAACCAUGUUUCUUUGGUUAGAAAUAAUGAUUCCUUUUUUAAUCCCUGGUUGGAAUAAUCUCUGAAAGGCUCUGGUGAUUGAUCAAACUUAAUUCCUCAUGCUUUUUUUUUAAUCCCCCCCCCCAAAAAAAACGAAAGCCUUCCUAAGGAGGAAGACCUUUAAACUCAACUUGUAAAACAACUGUUAAUAGGUAGAGGGUGUGGAGAUUAUCAGUAAUCUUCAGAUGUUGUGGGUUUUUCCUACCAACAAAAGUCACAUUCAAAUUGUAGCUGGUGAGAGCUUUUUUCAGUAUUAUUUAGAAAAGGCCAUCUAGUAAUCUAUAUAAUACUGUUUACUUAAUCAGCUCCAUGGUAUGCUCGGUUCUUAUUUUGAGCGUUAAAAUCCUCUGAAGGGAUAAUAGUGAUUCUGGUGGUACAAUCACAACUUUAACUUGUUAUGAAAUCAUAAUAUAGAAUGGAUGUAUUUUGUCAGUUCAGAUUUAGAUGAAUUCUUCUACUUGAGGAACAUAAAUUGCUAUUGCUCAGAGACCUUUAGGUUCUCAUCUGCUUUAAAGUGGAUAUGCACUGGCAUAUUUAUUUUAAGAUUGCUCUCUUGACAACUAGGGGAUUAAGGAACAUGCUAUGUGUUGCUAGUAUGCAAUUUCAGAAUAUGGUUUCUAAUGGUUGGACUUAAAGGGACCCUCCCGAAAGAAUGUGUUGUAUCUCCUCAAGGAAAUCAUGAAAAAUUCUGUUUAUUCUUCAGUGAGUCCUUUUGAAUUAAUGUUCUUACAUUUUUUUCAAAGUCUGUGUAAAUGCUUAUGUAUAAGUAUAUAAUUGUAUAAAUAUUUAUAAAUAUAUUUAUAUAAUUACAAUUUCAAUUAUAACUUGAGUCAAAAGUUCUCUCUCUAGAUUGGUGACUGAGUAAUACCACUUUGGUGUUUUUUCAUAGACUGUCAAAGCUUAACUAGCAGCUUCUGAUUUAUUGAGGAAACAUGUUUUUUAUGUUAAUUUUCCUCAAUUGUAUCUCUGAACUUGGAUAACAUACUUGCUAUCUGAGGACUAGAGCAGUAUAUUGUCAGAGGUGCACUGAAGGGUAAAAGCGUGUUGGUGGUAAAUGAGGUCAGAAUGUAAAAGUGUAGGGAGGUACAGGGUAAGAAGUGAGGAUAUGCUCAGCACUGUGCUGUGCCGGCACCCAGCUCCACUCCCAGCAGUCACAGCUAAGGCCCAAAUCCCUGAGAAGAAAUUUUCCCUGUAGGGCUUUGUUUCAUUCUGUUGCCUACUAGCUUCCUUUUAUAAAAUAUAUCCAGAGUACCUGGGACAACAUGUUCACUAAUGAGAGGAUAUAGUUCUUUUUGGUAUACUCAGUACUGGCAUAUCCACUUAGAAGAAACCAAAGUGACUUUUUCAACUUGGGUUACUGUGAGAUGACUGAGGAUAUAUAAAGUAACUUAAAUAAGAGGGUAUGAUACAUUCAUCCAGCUGAAAUACAGCCAGAAUUUUUAGCAUACAAGAUGUAGAGGAUUGUAUUUUAUUUUGAGGCAGGAGUGUAAUUAUCUUGGGGUGAAUAUUUUGGCCCAGAAGGAGGGGUUGUGUGUUGUACAUGUUGAAAGAGUAAAUAAGGAGUAUUGCCUCGCUCAAGAACUUAAUCACUUAAGGCGUGUUCUUCCUACAGUUUUGCCUUAUUUCCUCCUCAAGUUCCUUUUCUUUUUGGGGGAGAGGUUAAAUGAUUAAAUGCUGUUAGUAAGAUUAAUUAAAAGUAGUCAUUCUUUGGAGUGUUGGAAACAGCUGGAAAGAGUUUAUGGGGAGGGUGGAAAGGAACGACAUAGACUUUGGGAGUGACUAGAGAAAUAUACAGGGAUAUGGAAUGAAAACUAGUGUGAAAAAAGAAUUCAAGAAUACUUUUGAAUUUGAUUUAGGGAAGAACCAGAGAAGAGGAACAGUGCCAAAUGAGGGAAGAACUUGGAACUAACUUAAUCUUCCUAAGAACCCCUCAAAAUGUUUGUAUUUCCCCCCUUUUAUAAAUAAAGAUGAAAACUGAAGUUGAGAGAACUUCUUCAGGAUGUCACAGCUAGUAAGUGGCAAGUCAGAAUUGGAGCCCUAAGCCCAUGCCCUUUCCACUCCCGUUCUGUGUGUUUUACUACAGCAGGGGAAGCAGUUCGCCCAUAAAGGUUAUCUUUCCAUUAUUUGGCUUUACAUAUUUUUCAUUUGAUUUUGUUUCCUUAAAGUUAGAAUAAUGGAGAUAAAAUUUUGGUUUGAACUAUUCCUAUAAAUUCUUACAUCAUUAUUUUGAGCGAUUAUUGAUUAAUCAUUUUUUUUAAAUAAUGCACUAAUGAAAAUAUCUGUGUGGCAUUUUUUGAAAAGGAUAAAAAAGAAUUUUAUCUUUUUAAAAAUAUUUUUCAGAAAAGAUAUCCAUACCAGAUUAUUAAAUCCUUUGAGUAUAGUUUUAAUGUCCUAUAAAAUUCUACUUCCACUCUAUAGUCAGCAGUUAUCUCUUGAGUCCUUAUUAAAAGUUGGAAAUAUUUUAAAAUUUCAGAUCUGAUUCCUGCCUUUUUUUAUCUGGUUAGGGAGAGAUAAUUGGAGAACGUGUAAUGUUUACCUUUCUGGGGGUGGAACUAUAAUUAUAAUAGAAGUUUAGAAAAGGUCAAAGUAGUGUAGUUUUAGUUAGGCAAAUCUUCACAAGAAAAAUAAGAGCGGAAGAUGGCAAACACGGUAGCUCAACCUUUCUUUUGACUCCCCUGUAGUUUCAUCUUAUGUUGCCACUAGAAUUAGGCAGGACGUGAGGCAAAGCAGUACUCAAGUAGGAAAGGAUGAUUGAUCCCCAGGACUAAAGAUUCAUAGGUAGGGAUCUCAGUUAGACACUUAGGAAGGAUAGCACAGGGAGCCACUAGCACCUAAAAAAUAGAAAAGGAUCUAAUUUCUCCACCCAAGUACAAAUUAAAUGUAUAGUAUGUUAUGUGUGAUCUGCAGAAAGGGCGCUCUAUGUAAGUUUAAUGUAGUUAUACACUCAGGUAACAGUUCUGCUACUACAGACAGUUAGUUACCUUGGCAGGUCUCUUCCUUCCUCUGGGUCUUGGGUUCUCUCUAUGAAGAAUGAGAGAAUUGGACUAGAUCAGUAGUUCUUAAUCUUUUCAAGUAAAAGGACUUGUAAUUUUAACAUUUGGCAUGGGUGAGAAGUUGUAGGGUUAAUCAGUAAUACAAUUAAAUCCAUAGAUAAAGAAACAGAAACUGUAGGGACCCAGGGAGUGUUAGACCACUGAAUUAGAUGAACUCUAAAGUCCUUUUCCACUCAAAUUAUAUAAAUUAGUCUCUGUUUCUUUACAGUUUUGCCAGAGGGUGUGUACCCUGCCUGGAGAAAGAGAGCAAGAGCGCCCCCCUCCCCUCAGUGGCGAAUGACCACACCACAAUCUUUGUCCUGUAUUUCUCUCCUUUCAGGGUUUUGGACACACCCACAUGCAGCUGGCAUGUGUCUUAAACUGCUGGGUCCAGGACUUGAACUGUACGGCCAUAUGGGAUCCAACUGCCUUAACUACCGUGCCACUGGCUAGCCCUCACCUCUUUAUUAUGUAUUAUCCUUGGGCUAAUUAAAAGUACACAUGUUAAUCCAUUACUUUGCCUUUUUUUUUUCUCUGUCCAGGUAUCAUUUGCUCAGUAAAUCUCACUGUGAUGACUGAAAUCUCAAAAAAAAAAAAAAAAAAAAA
Molecule: messenger RNA, 6036 nt
Organism: Tupaia belangeri chinensis (Chinese tree shrew)
Lineage: Eukaryota; Metazoa; Chordata; Mammalia; Scandentia; Tupaiidae
Gene: UBXN7
Product: UBX domain protein 7
Biological process (GO): proteasome-mediated ubiquitin-dependent protein catabolic process
Cellular component (GO): nucleus
Molecular function (GO): ubiquitin binding
Source: RefSeq, a predicted model, not a curated record